Messenger RNA from Drosophila biarmipes, 3324 nucleotides. RefSeq names its product polynucleotide 5'-hydroxyl-kinase NOL9. The transcript has 4 exons. NCBI's taxonomy places the organism in Eukaryota, Metazoa, Arthropoda, Insecta, Diptera, Drosophilidae. Gene Ontology annotation, biological process: cleavage in ITS2 between 5.8S rRNA and LSU-rRNA of tricistronic rRNA transcript (SSU-rRNA, 5.8S rRNA, LSU-rRNA). The coding region runs from base 147 to 3260 and encodes 1037 amino acids. Gene Ontology annotation, cellular component: nucleus. Gene Ontology annotation, molecular function: polynucleotide 5'-hydroxyl-kinase activity. The record is from RefSeq and is a predicted model, not a curated record.
AAUGUGCUUAUCGGUGGCAACUCUGCGGCUGGCAUUUUCUGGCCUUCCCACGGCUGGCCAUACUAUACAGAUGAUUUUUGGUCUUCUUCUUACACCUGCGGUCGCAUGGCCCGGGAAUAAAUAAAUUCUCAACGUUUCUGCGGAAAAUGAAAGUAGGCAAACUAAACGAGCAAAUGCUGAAAGAAAUGCAGCUGAGUUUCCAGCUCACCGAACAACGCGAGCUUGCCUCCGGUCGCCGCAAGCCGGCAAAACCAGUGCCGCUACCUGUGGCUUCCAAACAGAAGGUGUUUCCAAAGGCUUCCAGUGCUCCCGCAGAGGUUUCGCCAGGAAAGUUACAAAAAGUUGACAUGGAGUCGCCUCAAAAUCCGAAUACAAAGAAGAAGGGUGCCCAAAAGAGACCGGUUUUCAGUAGGGAGUCAAUAGCAGAUAGUUCUCCAUCUCAAAAGAAGCCAAAGAAGGAUGUUACUUCUCCAGGAAAGAAUCCCAAAGCUAAGUUCCAGAGCAUUCCACCGAAAACCGUUGUCUUGGAUAACCCUAAUAUUCCCUUGACAAAACAACUUAAAAAGGCUUCCAAGCAAGAGGUUCCAAAGAAAAAUGAACCUAAAAGGAACACCAAGAAAACAACGGGCGACAAAAUCGCCAGGGGUCCUCUUAUACCUCACUUUAUCCAAAAUGGAUAUAAAAACUCAAAGCAGGUUACAAAAAAUUGUCCUGUUAAGAGCUUUAAGAUUUUCAAAAGCAAUGGUUUUGAUAACAAACGAAAGGAUUUUGAGAUUUUAUCAGCAGACGAAGACUAUAAAGAGAUAGAUGAAAAUUCCUUGGAAAACGAUUCUUUUGACGAUGAAUUCGAGGAAGUAAGCGAAAAUUUCUUAAAGAAGCCCCAGAUUUUCAAAGUCAAAUCCAAAGGUGUUCAGACCAAAAGGUUAGCCUUACCUGCUCCAUUCGAAAAUGUUGAGCACCGAGCUCACCUAUUGCAAGGCGAUGGCAAGGGAGUAGUUCGAAAGAUCGAGGUGUUCGAGAGUGCUUUGGCGGAAAUUGACAGUGACGAAGAGGAUGAUGACUAUGAACCACAGGAUAGCGACGAUUUUGGAUCUGAGGAAUUUGAAAGCGACGAAUCUGACAGUGAAGAUACCAGCAGUGAGGAGUUCGACAGCGAAGAUAGCGAAGACUUUGACAGUGAUGAAGAUUUCGACAGUGAAGAUAGCGAUAGUGAAGAAUUUGGCAGCGAUUUCUUUGACAGCGACGAUCUCGAUUCCACCUACGAGCCUCCUGACAUUGAAGGAUUCUUUGAUGAACCACCUGUGGGAGUACAAAAAGAGCCGCUUAUUAUAGAGGAAAUCUUUGAUGAUCCACCUGUAGAUGAAAACCAGAAAGAACUGGUUAGAUAUAAACCCAAGGCGAAAGAGACUUUAAAAGAUGAUACCGUUGAGGAACAGAUUGCAGAAGAAUCAAUUGAUGUGCCGCCAGAGGAAGACUCAAUUACACCAGCAUCAAGCAGUGCAGUAGAAGAACCUGACGUUCCCGAGGAAACCAAAAUGGAUGCUGAGGAAUCACUACCAGAGAUUGUAGGACCCGAUGAGGAUCAAGUUACCCAACCAAUCGACGCUCCAUUUUAUAGAAAUCCCCAAGCAAACUACACCGAGCUCAGUGUCUUCGAGAACAGUCUGAAGAGCAACCAUGUGCUGGCCGUGAUUAAAGAGGAUCUGGAGCUGUAUGGCACACUGGUGCUUACCCUGCUCAGUGGUCAGAUAUCAGUAAAUGGCUACAGACCGCGUAGGCAAGAGGCACUCACCAUUUAUUCGCCAAAAGGCCUUAAUUGGGUGUCCAUCUCACCCACAAAGACCAAAAAACCUGCCAAGGAUGAGGUGCAAUGGGAGGAGCUCAACAAGAACUUUACACGCGCCCAGCUGGAAAGGAUUCAGGGCAGCUUUCAGAAUCAGACAAAUGCAAUAGUGCUACUACAGCGCAAUACUGGUGCCCAGCAUCUGGUGGACAACUUUGGCAAACACAUGGCGCAGAAUGUCUUCCCCCUCGUCAACGCUUCCAAUCGGCCGUUUCACCAAAGCGAAUCCCUGCUUCACUGCCUGAUCCAAUCCUCCGACCUAAGUCGCACUUUGCAAGUGCCGCAGGUGUGGAACAAGUUGAAACUGCAGGCCUCUAGUCGGAUACUAAUAGCUGGUGGCAAGGGCGUUGGAAAAUCCAGCUUACUGCGUUACCUCAUCAAUCGGAAUUUGGGCCAGUUCCCAUCACUCCUGCUCAUCGAUUUGGACAUUGGCCAGCCGGAAAUCUUUGUUCCUCAGACGGUUUCCUGCACCCUUAUCGAUGGACCCCUCCUGGGACCAGGAUUUCUGUAUAACAAGCAGCCGGACCUGGCUUACGUCGUAGGCCACACCAAUAUAGUCUUGUGCGCAGAGCAGUAUGCCCGAGCAGUGAUUCAGUUGAUCCAGAACAUAAAAAAGGAUGCGAAGUACGCGAAUAUUCCCUGGCUGAUCAAUACCAUGGGCUACAACAAAGGCUUUGGUACCGAGCUGAUGGCCCUGCUGGUGGAUCGCAUCCGACCCACGGACCUUAUACAAAUCUCCAGUCCAGUACCGGUCAACAACUUUGAUUCCUUCCUCGAGUGGAGCAGUUUGUCGCAGUUGAAACCCAUUAUCUACACGGCGGAGGAGUUCAGGGUGAAGGAAAUACCAAAGUACACGCUCCACAGGCUACAGAGCGUGGCGCCUGGCAAAGAUCGGGGCGCUUGGAGCCUGAGCGCCAAGGACAUGCGGUAUUCCAACCUGCUGGCCCGUCUCAGUUCGUGUCUCACGGGCAACGCCAAGACCCUCACAGACUGUCAGCCCUUAAAGGUGUCUCUGGAUUCCCUGAAGAUUGCACAAGCCACCAGCGAGAGUUACUCACGCGAAGAACUGAUCCACGGCAUGGAGGCAAAUGUGGUUUAUCUGUGUAAUCAGCAGGAUGAAGGCCUGCCCCAGUGCUUGGGAAUAGGAGUGGUUCGUGCCAUUGACUAUGAGCGGAAGGAGCUGUUCCUGGUGCCUGCCAUGCCGCUGCAAAGGAUGUCCCUGGUGGAUUGCCUCAUCCUGGGCGGAGAACUCACCCUGCCGCAGGGCUACUUUAGGGAUCAGGGCCAGGGUGUGGCCAGCAGUGUGCCCUUCGUGUUCAUCCUAGACGACUCGAAGUCUUCGAAGAGUAUUCAGCAGAUCUACCAUCGAUCGCCGGCCUUCCUGGGAGUUCCAGCGAAUCAGAGAAACUCAAACUGAGCACUGCUACAUCAAGCUACUUGUAAAAAUACUAUUUGUAAAUAAAGUGAGGUUUAUUAACGAA